CUGAUUGCUGUAUUUAGUUCAGCUGGGGGGUUUGAACGUAGUUGUUGCAUUGAGCCUUUGAUGUGCAUGUGUGCUUUAUGAAAGUCAUUAGCCUAAAUAUGUUUUGCUACUUGAAUUAGCAUAAUUUAAAUGUGACACUGUACAUAAGACAUCCAACUUGCAAGUCAUGUUGCCAGGUUGUAUGUUCAAAGUUCAAAUAUUUAGAAAGCAAACGCUUAGUGGGCCGCGUGUGGCCCCCGGGCCGUAGUUUGCCCACCCCUGCCCUGGCGUAUGACACAUAUAACAGCCUUUAAUUCAAUUCAAUGAUUGUUGCCAUCACUCCAGUUCACCUCAACGUAACUGCAAUACUGAAAAAUGGAAGUACAUGGGAUUCAAACAGAACUAAACAGCUUGAAACUGCCUUUCGAAGUCUGAAUGGUGGUGAGAACCUGAACCUUAUUGGUCUGAGGGGAUCGAACCGUACUGACUUUGAAAUGGACCUUAGCUGUAAAUGUGAAAUGUCUAAACUCCAAAAAAUGGUGUCUACUUUGAAAACCAGUCUCGGAGCUGAUAUUUGGGUGAACACUACAGGCAUGGUGACAUUAGAAUCAUCAGAACCUUUGGUGCCUUACAUGUCCGAGACCACACUGAAAUGCACUUUCGAGGAGGCAUCGAACGACGCUAACUGGAAAAUAUGUCGAGUGGAUGGAUGCUCUGAAGUUAAUAAUGCCGGUGUGUUGAAAUUGGACACCGGCUGUGCCACAAAUGAAUACAACUCUUGCAUUGCAGUGACACUUCGGAAUCUAACAAGCAAUUGGAAAGGUACAUAUGAAUGCGGAUUCACUGUUGGGUCCUUCAGGCAUACGGCCAAAACAGAACUGAGGUUGGGAUUCCUGCCUGACGAGAUCUCCAUGAAGGCCACACCGCCGACUGUGCAUUGCUUAAAUAAUAGCACUGAAAAUGUUACAGUCAACAUCGAAGCGACUGUCCCAUACAUCCAUGAGAUAUAUGAAGCCUGGUGGAGCUACAAAGAUGGGAAGAAAAAAAGUUCAAUCGACACAUCUGGGGAUACCCUGCACUAUCAUUUCCAAACAUCAAUCAGCUGCCAGAAAACCGAAGAAACACAUUACAUGACCGUCACCUUUAAAAACAACAAGGAUCAACAAAAACGUGCAAGACUGGAAAUUCGAGUAAUUUACGAGAGUGAACUUUUUUGCACAGAAGAUGGAGAUUUGUGGCCAAAGAUCCCAGACGGACGUAAAGCGAUGAAGCAAACAUGUCCAGAUGGUAGAGUUGAUAUCGAGUGGCGGACUUGUACAGGAAACAAGCCAGUGUUCUCCAGCUGUGUCAGUGAACAAUUACUUUCCACUUUGAAAGCAGCAAAGCUCUUCAUUACUGGACAAGAGUCUACUCCUGAGGCGGCAAUGGAAAUAUUUGAAGGACUCAAGAACAGUUCUACGCCUGAUUUGAGUGGCAGGAUGGCUGACCUGAUGGUUUCCAUCCACAUUCUCGAACUGAUGGCCAACGCAUCAGAAAACACUGUCAUACAUGACGAUGUAUUACCUGACUUCAUAAAUGCAGCAAGUAAUAUGUUGGACCAAACAUGGGAUGGAGUCAACAACUCCGUUAUUCAUGACAUGGCAUCACGUUAUCUUCGGUCUGUGGAAGAUUUGGUGAAGAACAUCAAAGUCAACGAAAGCAAAGGGCUAACCACUCCUAAUGUAGACCUGAAGUUCUGCCCAAGCGGGAACUGUAACCUGACUUUGUUCGAUAGCAUGGUAAAACUCAAGACUGUUGGAUUGGUAAAAACCUUUGCUGUCAGAAAUCUGACGGAUAAAUUAGAAAACAAUUUCCCAAACACUGUUCCAUCUUCAGUUUUGAUAUCAGCCACAGUGGCAAACUUGAAACUUGAGUCAUCCGUGAGAAUUAGCUUGGACUUCUUCAAGAAGCAGCAGACAUCUAUAAAACAUGUUUGUGUUUUCUGGAACAUUUCUGAGAGGAAGUGGUCAGAGGAUGGAUGCGUUGCCCAAAACGGCAUCGGCGAUCGCAGGAUUUGCCUGUGCAACCACUUGACUCCGUUCUCGUAUCUCGUAUACAUUCGGGACACAUCUACUCAAUCCACGAACAUCCUUACAACGGUCGGACUGAGUGUGUCGGUUUGCUCCUUGCUGAUCUUUCUUAUCGUUGAGUUCGCGGUGUGGUCAACUGUGGUCAAAACUACUCUUUCACACGUCCGUCAUACGGUCAUGGUGAAUAUGGCUGUUUUCCUUUUGCUCGCCCACUGCAGUUUCUUGGCUUCCUCUUACCCGGAUCUCCCAGAUUCUUGGUGCUGCAUUCUGACCGUCUGCAAACAUCUUUUUUUCUUGGCCACGUUUGCUUGGAUGCUGUGUUUGAGCCUGGUUCUCGUGCACCAGCUCAUCUUUGUAUUCAGACCCCUGAGAAAAACGGGUUUUAUGUUUUUCUCCAGCAUUGUUGGCUACAUCUUCCCAAUGUUGAUAGUGGGAUUGAGCUACGGGUAUUGCAGAUACACCAACAAGCCUUACUAUGAAACUAACAACUGUUGGCUCGUUUAUAAGAAGCCAUCCGAAGGAUCGUUGCUUGCUUUUCUGGUCCCGGUAGGAACCGUUACUUUGACAAAUGUUUUUUGUGUCGUGGUUGUUAUUGUUACUUUGUUGAAGUCUCCAGUCCCGGAUGGCAGCAGGGUAGACCUCAAGGAAACAGGCAAAAGCAUCCUCAGAGUGGUGGUCCUCUUAACGCCAGUCUUUGGACUAACCUGGGUUCCUGGGUUCUUUUUGUUUACACUGGACGCCGACGAUGUUAUGUUUACUGUUACUGACUACAGUUUCAUCAUCCUCAAUUCCUUUCAGGGACUCUCCAUUUUGCUCACAGGGUGUUUGGCAGAGCAGAAGGUUCGAGAGGAACUGUUGAGGCUCUUGACGAGUCAAGUGAACUCAAAAUUCCGAAAAAACCCCAACAAUACUUCAACAACAUACUUGAGGGAGAAAUGGAAUGGUUUAUGGAAUUUUUCUUUUGCGUCAUCAGAUUACACUUUAAGAAAAUAAAACUAAUGCAACUGCACUUUUUUCAAGAAGAAAUGGGCAAACCCCAAAACACUAAUCUACACUGACUGGGAAACAAGAACAAUAAUAAUAUGACAACCAAAUUAUCUGUAAAUUAUUAGCCAGCAUUCCAUGUUUUGUUUGUACACUGCAAGAUAGACUGUCUAUAUAGCUGUAAUAGUAUCACUAUCAAUAUCAUGGACACUUGUAUGCUUAGUCCAGCCAGCCAGGAGCGUCUUUUCCAGUCGAAUUUUUUUUGUAUUUGGAAAUAAGUUUCUACCAAACCAAAUUAUCUGUAAAUUGUUAGCCAGCAUUCCAUGUUUUAUUUGUACACUGCAAGAUAGACUAUAUAGCUGUAAUAGUAUCACUAUCAAUAUCACGGACACUUGUCUGCUCGGGCCAGCCAGCCAGGAGCGUCUUUUCCAGUCGAUUUUUUUUUGUGUUUGGAAAUAAGUUUCUACCAAACCAAAUUAUCUGUAAAUUAUUAGCCAGCAUUCCAUGUUUUGUUUGUACACGGCAAGAUAAACUGUCUAUAUAGCUGUAAUAGUAUCACUAUCAAUAUCAUGGACAGUUGUCUGCUCGGGCCAGCCAGCCAGGAGCGUCUUUUUCAGUCGAUUUUUUUUUUUUUUGUAUUUGGAAAUAAUUUUCUACCACUGCACAUUUUGUUUGUUGUGAUGCAGUCUCUUGGAGCAGUGUUCUCCUACACAUUGUGGAUGACGGACAAAAAUUAUCAAAAAAGUGCAGUUUUCCUUUAAGUUGUCUGCUCGGUCCAGCCAGCCAGGAGCGUCUUUUCCAGUUAA
Messenger RNA from Doryrhamphus excisus (bluestripe pipefish), 3838 nucleotides. The record is from RefSeq and is a predicted model, not a curated record. NCBI's taxonomy places the organism in Eukaryota, Metazoa, Chordata, Actinopteri, Syngnathiformes, Syngnathidae.